Molecule: messenger RNA, 2234 nt
Organism: Fopius arisanus
Lineage: Eukaryota; Metazoa; Arthropoda; Insecta; Hymenoptera; Braconidae
Product: ATP-binding cassette sub-family B member 8, mitochondrial
Exons: 10
Coding region: 129-2222 (697 amino acids)
Biological process (GO): oligopeptide export from mitochondrion
Cellular component (GO): mitochondrial inner membrane
Molecular function (GO): ATP hydrolysis activity; ABC-type oligopeptide transporter activity; ATP binding
Source: RefSeq, a predicted model, not a curated record
GGGCUAAAAAAGUGAGAAUGAGAAAAAAUUAAGAUAGAUGCCUGAGGUUAGAACAUGUCCCCAAUGAUCUCAGACUGGUCUCAAACUCUCAAUGAAGAGCAAUCUGCACGCCGCAUAAAUCCAUUAAAAUGUCACUCAUUAGGAUUGUCAUAGGUUCCAGGCAUUUGGCAAGGAAUGGAGACACAAAAAGAGACAUACCGUGGAAGCACCUGUUGAAAACAAAAGGACAAUUAUUUAGCACGAUAAAACAGAAAUUCAGGUGCACUGUAAAAAAAUGUCCCGAGAGCAGAAAAUUUUACUCCUUUGGCAAAUGCACACUGGGCGGGUUUGCUGUCAUUUCUUCAAACUUUUUGAGAUUACAAUCAAGAAGAGUGGAGUGCGAGGCACUCACUCAUCAUCCAAUUACAGAAAUACAUGAGAUUGUGAAGAUUGAUUCCCUCAAAUGGUACACACUCCUGAAGUAUGUUCUUCCUCAUUUGUGUCAUCUAUUAAUUGCCAUAACAAGUGCGUUUGUCGUUGCCAUUCUCAACAUAUGGAUUCCUCAGUGUGUUGGACACGUUGUAAAUGUCAUCACGAAAGUCAGACAGGAGGGCAAGAGCAGCUAUGAUGACACUGAUUUCAUGACAAGUAUUUUCCAGCAAUUGGCAGCUCCAGCGUUCAAACUAGCUCGCAUGUAUGUAAUUCAAGCAUUAUUCACCUUCACCUAUAUCUACACUCUCUCCUGCGUUGGAGAAAGAGUUGCUGAGAAAUUGCGCCACGAUCUUUUUAAAUCGGUGAUGAUGCAGGAUAUCGAAUUUUUCGAUAAAAAUCGAUCUGGAGAGAUCGUCACUCGUCUCACGACUGACAUCCAGGAAUUCAAGAGUUCAUUUAAAAUACUCGUCGCACAGGGAUUGAGGAGUUUGACGCAAAUCAUUGGUUGUGUCAUAUCUGUGAUAAUUAUAUCACCACAGUUGACUGGUGUUAUGGUGUUAUGUAUGCCAACUGUUGUAUUUAUUGGUAGUUUUAUUGGGAGAAAGUUGAGACAAUUGUCUGCUGAAGCACAGGUACAAAUGGCCAAAGCCACAGGGGUCUGUGAGGAAGCUAUCCAAAAUAUCCGUACGGUGAGAGCCUUUGCAGCCGAAGAAAAGGAACUCGAAGUAUUCUCGAGAGAAGUAGAUAAAACCACAGCUCUAUACGAAAAAUUGGGCCUUGGUAUCGGCUUGUUUCAAGCUGGUACAAAUAUAUUUCUAAACGGAAUUUUACUCUCUACGCUCUAUUUCGGAGGGCACCUUAUGUCUAGUGGGCAAUUGUCACCUGGAGAUCUGAUGGCAUUUCUCAUGGCGACACAAACCAUUCAGAGAUCAAUGGCACAGCUGUCUUUAUUAUUUGGCACUUAUGUGAGAGCCGUCAGUGCUGGAGCGAGAAUUACGGAGUACUUAGAAUUGCCACCAGCUACGAUUAUGAUUGGAGGAAAAAAUGUAACGAAUGAAACAUUCAAGGGGCAUAUCAGCUUCGAUAAUGUCAGGUUCAGCUAUCCCACAAGACCUGACUUUGUAGUUUUGAAGGAUUUUCAUCUCGAUAUUCCGGCGGGUAAAACUGUAGCCAUUGUGGGCACUAGUGGCAAUGGAAAGUCGACUAUUGCUGCUUUAUUAGAGAGAUUGUACGACGUCACCGCAGGAUCAAUAAAAAUAGACAAUACCGACAUUAAGGCGUUGAACUCGAGUGAUCUCAGGGGCAGAGUAUUGGGAUAUAUUGACCAGGAACCAAUUCUAUUUUCUACUAGUAUUAUGGAAAAUAUUAGGUAUGGUAACUUAGAGGCAACAGAUGACGAGGUAAUUAGCGUUGCAAAAGAAGCAAAUGCCCACGACUUCAUUGAGUCAUUUCCUGAUGGAUAUAACACCAAAGUUGGGGAACGUGGGGCUCAGCUUUCUGGAGGACAGAAACAACGGGUAGCAAUUGCCCGUGCUCUACUGAAAAAACCAUCAAUUUUGAUAUUAGAUGAAGCAACAAGUGCCUUGGAUUACGAAAGCGAGAGGAUCGUGCAGAAGGCACUCGAUAAUGCAACGCGUGGCAAAACACUGCUAGUUAUUGCCCACAGACUCAGUACAGUGAGAAACGCUGAUUUGAUAGUAGUAUUACAACGGGGAAGCAUCGCAGAGAUGGGGACACACGACGAGCUCAUGCAACAACGCGGAGCUUAUUUCGACUUAACAAAGCGUGAAGAGAAUGAAACUGAAAUUUGAAGCUGUCCUUUA